Messenger RNA from Cavenderia fasciculata, 1149 nucleotides. RefSeq lists its product as uncharacterized. The transcript is spliced from 4 exons. Lineage: Eukaryota; Evosea; Eumycetozoa; Acytosteliales; Cavenderiaceae. Gene Ontology annotation, biological process: protein deubiquitination. Bases 1 to 1149 code for a protein of 382 amino acids. Gene Ontology annotation, molecular function: cysteine-type deubiquitinase activity. Gene Ontology annotation, cellular component: nucleus. The record is from RefSeq and is a predicted model, not a curated record.
AUGGUAGUUGUUUAUUUUGAAAAACAAGUUGGCUCAUUGUGUGCACAGCAUUGCCUUAAUGCAUUGUUACAAGGUAGUUAUUUCACAGCUGUUGAAUUGGCAAAUUUAGCACAUCAAUUGGAUGAAGAAGAGAGAGAUGUGAUGAUGCAAGCCGGUGUCGACUCUGCAGAGUUUAUUAAAUUUGCUGCUGAAGGCAGUAGUAAUGUAGCAGACGAUGGUUUCUAUUCAAUUCAAGUGUUGGAGAGAGCUCUCACUCAAUUUGGUUUAUCUUGUACUUCUAUAAAUAAUUCUGAAAAUAAGGAUGUUGUUGCUAAUCCAUUAAAAGAGGAUGGAUUUAUUUGUAAUCUAUCAGAACAUUGGUUUACACUUCGAAAGAUUCAAGGUAGUUGGUUUGAUUUAAAUUCCAUCAAGAAACCUACAUUCUUGUCAGACUUUUAUGUCAGUCUCUACUUGGAGACACUCAGACAACAGGGUUGGAAUAUUUUUGUGGUCAGAGGAAACUAUCCACAAGUCGUACCCUAUUCACAAGCAGAGGAUGGAAAAUGGAUUGAUGUAGAUCCAUCUGUACAAGCUGCAAAUCAAAGUUCAUCAAGACCAACAAACAACAACAGAGGAGGAGGUAACUUUGAUCCAGAAUUGGAAGCUGCUUUAAAGCUAAGUUUACAAUAUUCAGAUGAAAAUGAAACAUAUAAACCAAAAGGAUCACAAAAAAAUGAUCCAUUUUAUGUAGAGGAUGAUGAUGAUGAAUUGAUGAAAGUAAUGGAACUUAGUAGACAGGAGGAAAAAUCAAGACAAGAAAGAGAACAAAGAGAAACAGAGGAAAAACGUAAACUACAACAACAACAACAAGCGGCAGAACCUCCAAAGAAUAGUAAUUAUAAAAAUUGGGGAGGUGGAUAUAGUGGAUAUAAAAUUGAAAUCAAUGAUGGUACUCCAACAUCUACAACACCAAGUUCAAUUACAUCACCUACAACUGAAUCCAUUAAUAAUAAUAGUAAUAGUAAUACUACAACAACUACAACAACUACAACUUCAACUGGUACUGGUUCAAUACAAAUUCCAAUUUCACAAGAUGAUGGUGAUGAUGAAGAUGUUGAAAUGGAUGAUGAUUUGAGAGCAGCCAUUGAAUUUAGUUUACAAAAUAAUUAA